Salvia hispanica is the source of this 597-nucleotide messenger RNA. The record is from RefSeq and is a predicted model, not a curated record. NCBI's taxonomy places the organism in Eukaryota, Viridiplantae, Streptophyta, Magnoliopsida, Lamiales, Lamiaceae.
AUGGAUUUGGAAGUGAGCAAGAAUGUUGGAAGUGGGGAAGGAAUCACUACUCCGAGGUGCAACUCGCGCCGAUUCGUGCCAUGGAAAGUGGAAACCGACGAUUCCGGUGCGAUCUCGCCGCCUCUGUGGAGGAACAGGAGCUCUAGUCCGUCGCUCCCCCUUCUCUCGCCGGAUUCGCGAGCUCAGGCGAUCGCGAGAGGGCGGUCGGAGCUCAUGGAGAUGGUGAGGCACAUGCCGGAAUCGUCGUACGAGCUCUCGCUCAAGGAUAUAGUCGAGCAUCAUCACAGAGCGGAGAAUCAAAUCGAAGGCGGUUCGGAUCGAGGAGGAGCGGCGACGGGAUUGAAGAAGGAAGAGAGCAGAAAAAUUGAGCGGAACAAAACUGUUGUUGUUGGUGGUGGUGGUGGGAGUGGGAGAGUUUCGCCGAAGCUGGAGGGGUGGAAGGGCGGUGGUGAGAGGGAUUGGUGGAAGAAGAAAUUUACGGGAUCAAGCAGCAGAACUAGUAAUACCAGCGGUGGCGGCAGCACCGGCUCUGGCGGUGGAGGAGAGGGGCGGUGGAAGAGAGGGGACCGGCUCCGGCGGCGGAGGAGAGGAGACUAG